This is a messenger RNA of Alternaria postmessia, 1542 nucleotides long. RefSeq lists its product as uncharacterized. The record is from RefSeq and is a predicted model, not a curated record. Gene Ontology annotation, cellular component: mitochondrion. The transcript has 2 exons. Lineage: Eukaryota; Fungi; Ascomycota; Dothideomycetes; Pleosporales; Pleosporaceae. The coding region runs from base 1 to 1542 and encodes 513 amino acids.
AUGCGAGCAUUGUCACGCUCUCGCCUUCCAGCAACUAAGACGCUCCUUCCGUUUCUUUACCAAACACCGACGAUCCAGCAAUGGCAGGCCGCCACGCGAUCAAUUGCUCGCCGCAACAUCACCUCACCAUCGCGCCCGUACGACACAGAAGACGUUCCCUUCGAACAUGAAAAUCUGCCCCCUGCUAUCGACCAAGAACCUCCCCGGAAGACCACUAUAACGAAUACCGAACGAGCCGCGUUCCAGAAGUUGUACAAAAAAUUCAAUACUGAAGGGCGUCAGCAGAAGGAGAAGGAUCAUGUCGUAGAACUUGAUCAGAUAGCAGACGAGUACUAUGAAGACGAUGAAGAUAAUUCCAAGCCGUCUCUGGACGAGGUCUUCGACCAAGUCUUGAAAGGCGAACCGCGCACUCGCGCAUCGCGUACAGUCCUCCAAAGGUCCAAGACGAGGCCUCAGCCGGCAAAGGAAAACAUCCCACACGCUGAGUUGGCCAAGGUGCGGGUUGGCAAGAGGAAAGGUACCAAUGUGGACGCGGCAAAAUUCAAGGAAAUGCGCCUAGCCGAACGAGAACGUAUCGAUGCACUCAUACGCAACGCCUCUACCGAUCGCGCCCUCUGGCAAACCCUCGAGCGCGAAGUCUUCAACAAAGUGCGUGAGCUAGACCUCGAUAACGCCAGCAACGGAGGCGUCAAAGGAUCAGCCCCCAAACCGAAGGGUGGCCCCAAACCCGGCCCUCCCUCCACCGAAGCGCGCAUUCUCUUCCAGAACUAUCCACAUCAUCUCAUAACCGCCAUCUCGACUCUUCGUAACGACUUCCCGUCUUCACCCUUACCCUUCUCCAUCCUACCCACGAUCAAGAGACUAGGUCGCUCUUCCCACGCUCUCGGCGCUACGACAACGCUAUACAAACAUCUCAUACGCGCAGCAUGGAUUCAGCAAUCCUCUUACACCGCCAUCAAUACGCUGCUCACCGAAAUGGAUGACAAUGCCAUUGAAUUUGAUACAGAUAUUCUGGGGCUCCUAGAUGCCAUAAUUAAGGAACACAAUCAAGCAAGAAGAGCUGAACUAGGAAAAGAGAUGUCGCUAGUAUAUGGCAUGGAAAUGUUUGUUAAUGGUCUACAGAAGCUCGCUACGUGGAGAGAUAUCAUUGCGCAGAGACUAGGUAUCAAGAGCGCAGAGAAGAGAACGAACAGUACGCUUGCUAGAAGGAUGCUUCCACUGGAGAAGAGAGCUUGGAGGGACACCGAGUCGCAGGGGGGAGCCGCGGAUACACAAAGGUCCGGAGCCCACUCGGAACAGAUCACGUUAGAAGACAUACCACUUGUCGAAGAAGUGAAUUCGGAAGCGGGUGGUACUUCCGCAGCAACAGCUUCUGCAGAAAAUGGCGAGGGUACUAUAUCUUUGGAACAAAGAGAUCCAGCGAGUGAAGACAAUGACGAGCAUUCACGCAUAGGUGACGAGCAUUCACGCAUAGGCGAUGAGCAUACCGAACACGAUCAUAACAAACGUGCGAAAGUCUUAUUGCAGCACCAUCAUGUAUAA